UGAGCUUCUACCAGGCUUCAAUUCCCCGGGCCGUGCAUUGUGCACACGCGUCAAUGAACGAGGCCUUCACUCUUUAACCUCUGUUCUCCCCUACGGAGUAUACCUCUCUUAUCCUUAACAUCCUCCCCCUAUUCGGACAACCUCGAAGCAUGCCUGCCGAACCACCCAAGAUUGCUCUCAAUGGCGCGGUCCAGGCGGACCCCUCUACUGCGACAAAUCCCAACUUCGGGGAGCCAGACAAGUCGAUCAGACCAGAGCGCCAGAAGCUAUUACGCGCCGAUGAUUCUUUCGUAUCCACAGCUUCUGUGCCUCCCCCAGGCUCAAUUUUGACUGGUAAACAGGAACACUACUUGAAACGAGAACUGCUUUCCAGACAAGCGAAACUCGAAAUCAGCGAGCUUAACACACCAACGGCCCUUCAGCGCUUUGGCGCACCUUUUCGGUCUGAUGCAGGCGAAGUUGCGCCAGAAGAUUCCGAGCUUCCUCUACUUCGCUUCAUAUUUGUCAAUCAUGUUCGGAACUUCCCUUUCUUGGAUAAAGCAAAAGAGAAAGAGUUCUGGCAGGAUAAACUUCAAGUCUUCCUCGAAUCCUUCGCGAACAAGCACAUAUCCUCUUCUGAGGACCGACUUGAAGAGACAAAGAGGCGGAAGCUUGCCCAAAAAGCAGAGAAGCUGGUGGAACUAAUGAUGGUGUCUGGUAUACCCACGGCCUCAGGCUAUGAAGAGAGGAUACGAUUUGCGGAAAUGGAAGUUGUUGAUAGGCAAGCGAAUGAGAAUGGUCUUGUCCAAAAUGUUCCACAGGGGCAUGAGAUUAACGGUUGGGACAUUAAUGUUGCUUCUGUGAGGACCACGUCGGUGAAGAAGCAUGUCAGAUAUCACACACACGCCGAGUACCUGAUUCGGGUAAAGCGAUCGGGCGGAGAUGAGAUAUAUAUUGGCCGGAAAUUCGCAGACUUCGUGGCACUCCACAAAAGAAUCCGUCUAGAGAUACCCGGGAAAGUCCUUCCUCCGCUACCACGGAAGAACAAGAAGAAUUCGAUGCUGUCUGGUACAGCGGAAGACGACGAAUCGAUCUCCUCGACAUCAACACAGAGUCUUCAAGUAGAGCAGCCUGUUGAUACUGGUGGCGGAGGAGGCAUCAGGGGCUAUCUAUGGGGCCAUAAGAAGAACGCUUCGACAACCUCCCUUAAUAACAGAUCUCCUCGAUCUUCCAGUGACAACAUCACAUUCAAGGAACCACGUGUUAUGUAUCGAGAAGAGCAGCGCGUCUCUCUGAGAGCAUUCCUUCGCAACUUCCUGCAAAAUGAACAAAUAGCCCAUUCGAAUGCCAUGGCUGAAUUCCUCACGAGCGACCCGAUUCGACUCAAUGAGGAAGAGCUUGAGGACGCAGAAAGACGUAAAGACAUGGACGAAAAACGAAUCGAAGAGCAGAAGAGAUUCUACGAGGUUGCUCGUAGACGGGCUCAAGAACUCGACAUUCACAUGGAGAAGUUCAGACGAGAAAUCGUAGAAGCCAAUGGCCUGUCCCAUUUGUUUCAAGAGAUUCGCGUCAAAAAGACUAUCGCAGAAUUAAAACCAGAAUAUCAGAAGUUUGCAGAAUGGCUUCGGAUAGAAGUUGCUGCCACAAUAUAUCACCUAUUUCUUGCGGAAGACAAUUCGCCCGAACUAUUCGCACAAGCCAAAAGGAUACACUCCCUCGUACCAUACACGGUGCUUAAAAAUGUCAUCCGGAUUGCCAAUCCAGCUGCUGUCAUGAGUGGCGUACUUGACUUGUUUCUGGCUCAGCCUUGGGGAGCGCGUUCGCUUCUGCAGCGGAUCUUUGGCAUGGCGAUCAAUGAUGGAAUUCGAUCUGUACAAAAAUCCAUCGAUAGUUUAGUAUCUUCGAAGAUCAAAGAUCCCGUGCUAGCUGAUAAGAUCAAGGCCUUCACAAAUGCGGAUGAGGACGUUAAAGAGGCUAUUCGAACUCAGGCCGAUGAGGAACAGAUUGACCUUGUCGUGGCUCUUCUUCGAUCAGAACUCUAUGGACCGGAGCUAUCUUCUGAACAAAUCGGAUUGGUCUUUAAUGCCUAUGUUGCUUGGAACAAUGCCGUGGAGAACGUCGAUGCAGAAAUGCGCCAGGGGGCUGAACUAUUCGCUCACCUCAAGCAAUUGUUGAAGCUCAAUAUGCGACGACGAGACAAAGCUAUGAUGCUUGAGAUUAUCGAAGAACCAACCACUCUGCAAUUGUUUCGUGAUCUAUUCACGAUCUUCUACGAGCCUUUAGUAAGAGUAUACAAAUCCGCCAACGUUUACAAUAGCAUCACGGACUUCGCCGUCUUUGUAGACGAUGUAGUUAAGACUGUUGAAGCGGCGCAGCGCCAGGACGUCGCCGCAGACCCAAACCAGACCGUACAAGCAUUCAUUGAUCUCUGCGCUCGCCAUGAAGACAACCUAUACAAAUUCAUCCAUGAAGUUCAUAUACAUGACAAUGGCCUGUUCGAUCAGCUCAUGAGCUGGAUAGACGGCAUUUUAGAAUUUUUGCGACACGGGCCCAGCGGAGGUGGCAAACUGAACAUGAACGCACUGUUCCAGGGUGGGAUCGAUUCGGGCCUCAUAGAUAAGGAUUUAGGUAUCACGGAGAUCAACUCCCUGGUGAGAUGGCAAUUAGCUAGGAAAAAGUGGCAUCAGGAUAAAACACGACAGAAGAUGGCAUCAGGGGGUGGCACUGAUCCCGCAAGUGAGCUGUUAAGCGGGUUCACCGCCGGUUUCAAAAGCAGUGAUUUUGGACUAGACGAGCGUGAUCUCGCCGAUCUUGAGCUUGACGACCAAGGCAGUGAUGAUGACGACGAGAGCGACCUGGACGACGAGGAUCUCGCAGAUCCCAUUGGCGCAGAACGUAAGCGACGUGCGAGGAGAGCAGAUGCUUUAAGGCGUACAGCAGGCGAGCCAGCGAAGCCAGAUAUUCGAGAGCUCACGAAGUUACAUCCUAACUUUUUGGACAUGAUUCGGGGAGUCCUGGCUGGCUGAUGAUCCCUAGAUUCUACGAAGAAUUAAAGUCAAGAGUUUUGGAGUUGGUUGAAAGGGGUCGCCGACAACCAGGAGCGAGCGCAUUGUCGAAUUUAAGCACGUCAUAAUAGAGUUUCACCAAGGAAAAGAGCUGUACACGUAUGAGUACAAUAGACAAUUAUUGCAUCGACGCACUGCUGCAGCCUUACAAGUGCAUACCGACAGAACAACAUAAAUAUGCUGCUGCAACAAUGCAUAUGUAGUGUUGCAAGUUGAUUGGCUCAUAUGCAGUGCACGUGAAAACGCGCCUCCGGCGAAACAUUCACCCGAUAUGU
Messenger RNA from Pseudovirgaria hyperparasitica, 3319 nucleotides. RefSeq lists its product as uncharacterized. Bases 150 to 3005 code for a protein of 951 amino acids. The record is from RefSeq and is a predicted model, not a curated record. The transcript is spliced from 7 exons. Gene Ontology annotation, molecular function: phosphatidylinositol binding. NCBI's taxonomy places the organism in Eukaryota, Fungi, Ascomycota, Dothideomycetes, Acrospermales, Acrospermaceae.